Umbelopsis ramanniana AG is the source of this 1269-nucleotide messenger RNA. RefSeq lists its product as uncharacterized. The coding region runs from base 437 to 1195 and encodes 252 amino acids. Lineage: Eukaryota; Fungi; Mucoromycota; Umbelopsidomycetes; Umbelopsidales; Umbelopsidaceae. Gene Ontology annotation, molecular function: oxidoreductase activity. The record is from RefSeq and is a predicted model, not a curated record. The transcript has a single exon.
UACUGUAUUCACAGACAAGCGAUAUAGUGUUGCUACGGUAUGGAAGAGACUAUAUUGAGCAAUACGGAUGCAACAAUUUGACUUCCUUUGACGUCUUAGCUUCACCGUUUUCUUCAGUGAGGCUGAUGGCCUGCAGAUAUUCCAAAUUUGGGCUGCAUCAGCAGCACACAAAAACCGUACCAGGUUGGCGUGUGAUAAGCAUCCUCAAUGACCAUAGAGCGAAACACAAAGUAUGCCAUGUGGGUUAUGGUAAGGGGGCCAAGUUUGACACCUCGUUGAAGAACGCUUGUGAAGAAAGUCGAAAGUGUCACUUCGCUCAGAGCGGGCGGCUACGGAUAUGGACAUGUGUUGAGCGGUGGUACAGAUAAACAUAAAGUUCAUUUGAAAUACUGUCUUACCACCUCUUUCUUUACUGGAUAAAUAUAUCAUAGAACUCAUGUCAGCUACACCUCUCGCUGGAAAAGUUGCUAUCAUCACUGGAUCGUCUAGAUCUAUUGGGGCUGCUAUUGCUGAACGCCUAGCUGCCGACGGCGCUAAUGUCAUCAUCAACUACGUGAAUGGAGCGGCAGCUGCUGAAGAGGUCGCCAAGAGAAUCAACAGCAAAGGUGUCGGGCGUGCUGAAAUCGUUCAAGCCGAUGUAUCCUCGGUCGAGUCAACCAAGGCGUUGGUCGAAAAGACGUUGCAGAUAUUCAAUCGACUGGAUAUUCUGGUGUUAAAUGCUGGUGUUAUGGAUCGCAAGGCGUUGACUCACGUUACUGAAGAACACUUUGAUAAGCACUUUGAUAUCAAUGUCAAGGGCCCUCUCUUCCUUACUCAGGCUGCUGCACCUCAUAUUCAAACAGGCGGUCGUGUUAUCUUCUUUUCUACCUCGCUGACCAUCUCCACGACCAUCAGUCCAGACUACCUUGUGUACGUUGCUACAAAAGGCGCUAUUGAACAGCUUACCAGAGUCCUAUCAAAAGACCUUGGUCAACGCCAAAUUACUGUGAAUACCGUUUCUCCUGGCCCUACCGCCACUCCUCUAUUUAUGGAAGGAAUGAACGAGCAACGCGCUCAGUUUGUAGCUAACCUUAGUCCUAUGAAGCGCUUGGGCCAACCUGAGGACAUUAGCUCUACGGUUGCAUUUUUAGCUCGAGAUGACUCACAAUGGGUUAGCGGUCAAAAUAUUAGAGUGAAUGGAGCGUUUGCUGUGUGAUGAAAAAUGAAAUAAAAAAAUUCGGCUUCAAGGCAAUCUUUUCAGCUGUAAAAAGUGUCCGAAAGAUUAAGCAG